AUGGCCAAGGUCGAUCACAAGGUCGCUCUCAUCGUCAUUGACGGAUGGGGCGUGGCCACCGAGAAAUCGCCCAAGGACGGCAAUGCGAUCGCCGCCGCCGAGACCCCCUUCAUGUCCGGUUUUGCCGAGGCCAACUCCAAGUCUGCCCAGGGCUACACUGAGCUGGACGCCUCGUCGCUGGCUGUCGGUCUGCCCGAGGGUCUCAUGGGUAACAGUGAAGUCGGUCACUUGAACAUCGGUGCCGGUCGCGUGGUCUGGCAGGACAGUGUCCGCAUUGACCAGACCCUCAAGAAUGGCGAGCUCAACAAGAUCGAGAACAUUGACAAGUCAUUCACACGCGCCAAGGAGGGCAAUGGCCGUCUCCACCUGCUGGGGUUGGUCUCCGAUGGUGGUGUACACUCCAACAUCACGCACCUGAUCGGCUUGCUCAAGGUCGCCAAGGAGAAGGAGAUCCCUCAUGUCUUUAUUCACUUCUUCGGUGAUGGCCGUGACACUGAUCCCAAGAGCUCCGCCAAGUACAUGCAGCAACUGCUCGAUGCCACCAAGGAGGUUGGCGUUGGUGAGAUCGCCACCGUCGUGGGCCGCUACUGGGCCAUGGACCGUGACAAGCGCUGGGACAGAGUCGAGCUUGCCAUGAAGGGCAUUGUCGAGGGCGAGGGCGAGGAAAGCUCUGACCCCGUCCAGAUUAUCGAGGACCGUUAUGCGAAGGGCGAGAACGACGAGUUCCUGAAGCCCAUCAUCUUCGGCGGAAAGGACCGCCGGGUUCAGGAUGAUGACACCCUCUUCUUCUUCAACUACCGCUCCGACCGAGUUCGUGAGAUCACCCAACUCCUGGGCGACUACGACCGCUCCCCCCGCCCCGACUUCCCCUACCCCAAGAACAUCCACCUCACCACCAUGACCCAAUACAAGACCGACUACACCUUCCCCGUUGCCUUCCCUCCCCAGCACAUGGGCAACGUGCUCGCCGAGUGGCUCGGUAAGAAGGAGGUCAAGCAGUGCCACAUUGCGGAGACGGAGAAGUACGCCCACGUUACCUUCUUCUUCAACGGCGGCGUGGAGAAGCAGUUCGCCGGCGAGGAGCGAGACAUGAUCCCCUCCCCCCGGGUGGCCACCUACGACCUGGACCCCAAGAUGAGCGCCGCCGAUGUGGGCAAGAAGAUGUCCGAGCGCAUCGCCGAGGGCAAGUUCGAGUUCGUCAUGAACAACUUCGCGCCCCCCGACAUGGUCGGUCACACCGGUGUUUACGAGGCUGCCAUCCAGGGUGUGGCUGCCACCGACAAGGCCAUUGGCGAGAUCUACGAAGCUUGCAAGAAGAACAACUAUAUCCUCUUCAUCACCGCGGAUCACGGCAAUGCCGAAGAGAUGCUCAACGACAAGGGCACCCCCAAGACUUCCCACACCACGAACAAGGUCCCCUUCAUCAUGGCCAACGCCCCUGAGGGCUGGUCCCUGAAGGACGACGGUGUGCUCGGCGACGUUGCCCCCACCCUCCUGAAGGCCAUGGGUAUCGACCAGCCCGAGGAGAUGUCUGGCAAGAACCUCCUGGUCCAGUCGUAA
Molecule: messenger RNA, 1560 nt
Organism: Aspergillus campestris IBT 28561
Lineage: Eukaryota; Fungi; Ascomycota; Eurotiomycetes; Eurotiales; Aspergillaceae
Product: 2,3-bisphosphoglycerate-independent phosphoglycerate mutase
Exons: 4
Coding region: 1-1560 (519 amino acids)
Biological process (GO): glucose catabolic process
Cellular component (GO): cytoplasm
Molecular function (GO): manganese ion binding
Source: RefSeq, a predicted model, not a curated record